Podarcis raffonei (Aeolian wall lizard) is the source of this 2991-nucleotide messenger RNA. It is a transcript of the gene TMEM9, whose product is annotated as transmembrane protein 9. Gene Ontology annotation, cellular component: lysosomal membrane. The transcript is spliced from 7 exons. The coding region runs from base 209 to 757 and encodes 182 amino acids. Lineage: Eukaryota; Metazoa; Chordata; Lepidosauria; Squamata; Lacertidae. The record is from RefSeq and is a predicted model, not a curated record.
ACCAGUCCACGGAAGGGGUAGGGAAUUAUAAACGAUCCCUCAACGCGUCCUCUGGGACAAGGCUUUUGGUUGGUUGCGAGCAGUGUCUGUUUUGAUGAUGUCAGCAGGGGGAAAAAAUACCAGUGGAGAUUAGCGUGGAUUCUUCUGCUUCUAGGAGCUGCUGCAGCUUCGGUUCCUGCAAUGCUUAUGUGGCAUUUCUGAGGAAAUCAUGAAAUUCGUGUUACUUGCAGCUGUUGUUUGGUGUAUUGUAAUACCACCAUCAGAGACCAGCAAGAGCUUUGAGGACAUCCGCUGCAAGUGUGUCUGCCCCCCAUAUAGGAAUAUCAGUGGACAGAUUUACAAGAAGAAUGUGUCACAGAAGGACUGCAACUGCCUGCAUGUGGUGGAGCCGAUGCCUGUGCCGGGGAACGAUGUCGAGGCAUAUUGCCUGCUGUGUGAGUGCAAGUAUGAAGAGCGAAGCACCACCACCAUCAAGGUCAUCAUCAUCAUUUACCUCUCAGUGAUUGGAGCCCUUCUGCUCUACAUGGUCUUUCUGAUGGUGGUCGACCCCCUCAUCCGCAAGCCUGAUGCCUACACCCAGCCCCUGCACAAUGAAGAGGAAAGCGAGGACGCCCAUUCACUGGCAGCAAUACGCCCUUCGGCCGCCACCCGGGCAAACACAGUGUUGGAGAGAGUGGAGGGAGCCCAGCAACGGUGGAAGCGUCAGGUGCAGGAGCAGCGGAAGACGGUGUUUGACCGACACAAGAUGCUCAGCUAGAUCUCAUGGAAGGUUUGCAGUCUGGGAGAGAGCAGCAGCUGCUGGUUAGCUGGGCAGGUAAUUUCUGUUAGCCAGUGCAAACCCCAAGACCUGUAGCUUAAAACUUCUUGCACUUGCCCUUUCUAGUUUGUUUUGCUUGUUUUCCCCCCUUAGAAAGCAAGCUCAGUUGAAAGAAGCCACUGGCUGUGCAUCCCAAUCUUAUUCUAGCCCAUAAGGUGGAAGCCCUUUGUCUUCCCCAUCAUCUGAAACAGGUGUGAACUUGUGACCCCCAAGAUGCUGCUUGGCUCCGUCUCCCAUCAUCCUUGGGCAUUGGCCAUGUUGGUUGGAGCUGAUGGGAGUUGGAGUCCAGUGAUAUCUGGACAGCCACAGACAGGUUCCCAACCCUUGGUCUCAAACUAUAUUUCACUCACCAAGCAGUGAGUGUUGCCCCUUAAUUUAAAUGCGAGCUGUGGGAAGUCCAAAAAACAACCACCUUUAGCUUCUUUGUAUCUUUCCAGAAGCUAAAAAUAGCAGCAAAUUGUGCUGUGUCUUGUAAUCUGCCAGGCGAACGCCUAGUUUAACUGUGAAGAACGGGGCAUUAUUUUGUUGCUGAACUUUCAUUAUUGCAAAAGAAGAAGAAGCUGACAGUGAAGUAUUCUAAUCUUUCAAAGAGAAGGCUCUGGCUCUGAUCAUUACAAGAUAUCAUAAAUGAAAUGCAUUUAGAUAUUACAUCAUGAACUCUCAGAAGCACUUCCUUUGGAGACUUUAAGACUGCUUAACUUUGCACCAAACAAGUAAUAAAAGUUUUGUUAUGUCAACAGUAACAAACUUUGUUUAAAAUAGGGUUUGUUACAAUAAACCAUUGUUAAAGAUGACCCAAGUUCCUGGUCUGGAAGUCAAAAGAAACUGUGGUUAAUCUAAGCCAGGAAGGAGAUGCUUGUAAUCUCUUCAUUUGAUCCAGAGGUACAAGAUGCAGAUAACUUGCAAUUUACGUGCAUUUAACUUGUGCACGUUCAGCUUUAUGCACUUGGCAAAUUUUGAAUUUAAAAAAUAAAAAGGGGGCACACAUUUGGGGGCGGGGGGGGGCGGGGAGACUUUGGCAAUGCCACCUGCCAUUGCAGCCAAUGUGUUUUGACUAUACACAAUUUUGGCUUUAUGUGCUAUUCCCAAAACUCCUGCGUAAGUUGAGAGUUGUCUGUAUUGCUUGUUGGAGUAGGUCUAAGAUUUUAAACUGGGUUCCAUGGAAGCAUGAGUGGGGAGAAUAAAUACUUGCUCACACAUUUCUAGUUGCAAGCACAGAGUUUUCCACACGUUAAUGAGCUUGAUUUGAUGUAUACCCUCCAAGAAUUGUGCAUCUGCAUACAAAAUGGACCCUGCUUUUAUUUAUCUGUUUAUUUAUUUUAUACUGUGAUGAAAAAGUCCCCUUCAGGUAGUUCAAAAAUAUAACAAUCUUCAUAAUAAAACAAUACCUUUGCAUUUGCUUUCAUGUGUGUCUUGCGCAAGGAGAAUUGUCAUUCGGCUUGUGGGAAUCUGUUUCAGUACAAAGAAACUGGACUCUCGAUCCCAGUGCGAAAUGUUGCUUAUAAAAAUAUUGGGUGUCAAGUUUUACUCUGAGUACACCCACUGAAAUUAAUAGGCCUGCCUUAGUCAUGUCCAUUAAUUUCAUUGGGUCUACUCUAAGUAAGAUUUAGUUGAAUACUACCCUUUGGAUUUCAAUUUGGCUUUACAAGGUGCCAAUUCAAAUAUGGGCAGUUGUUCAUAGUGACGUUCCAGUACUCAGUGCUCAGUUUUGUUUUACUUGGUCCACAGUUGACAGCCUAGCUAUGUGCAAUAUGGCUGCUGCAUAUGUAAUAUCACAUAUACCAGCCUUCCCCAAAUUGGUGGUCUCCCAUUGUUUUGGACUUCAGUUCACAUGAGCUGGUAGUACAAGUGUCUGGAGGCUGUAGGAGACUGAGAUACGCUUCCGUUUUCAUGGUACCCACAGCAGGUUGUCCUGUCAGCAUGGUACCACUGGUGAAGGGGGCGUAGUUUAAACCUAGUGCAUUCCUGUAAUGUCAUGUAGUAAUAAUGGUUUCUCCAGUGAAAAAGCCAACAGCAAAAGGUGUUUAAGGAUGACCUUUUUCCUGCUGCAUGAAAGAGAUGUUUAUGUAUUAAAUGACCUGUUCUGUUCAUUCCCCUUAAGGAAUCUCUGGCAGAUUGGGAUAUCCUUGUUACUAUGCAGCAUCUUUUCAUUAAACAAAGAAACUGGUGUGUAA